Molecule: messenger RNA, 4060 nt
Organism: Plasmodium vivax (malaria parasite P. vivax)
Lineage: Eukaryota; Apicomplexa; Aconoidasida; Haemosporida; Plasmodiidae
Product: RNA binding protein, putative
Exons: 1
Coding region: 1-3384 (1127 amino acids)
Molecular function (GO): RNA binding
Source: RefSeq, a predicted model, not a curated record
AUGGACUACGCGGGGACCAGCAGGAGCAACGCCGACACGGCUGACACGGCCGACAGCAACUGCAACAGCAACGGCAACGGCAACGGUAGACCCUUCCAAAAUGAAUCUAACUUUGACAAAACCAGGCUGAUCAUAAAAAAUGUGCCAAAAUAUAUGAACGAAAUGGAUUUAAAAAAACACUUUUUUAAAAUGAAAGGGAAUUAUGAAUUUAAAAUAACAGAUAUAAAAAUUAUGAAGAGAAAAAAAAUUGUCAAGAAUAAAGAAGUUUUUGAGUCCAGAAAAAUCUGCUUCAUAGGGUUUAUUAGCAACACAGAUUGUGAAAACUUUAAAAAGUCAUUUAAUAACACCUACAUUAAUACUAGCAAAAUUGUCGUCGAAGAUGCCUUUUCUCCACUCAUUUCCAAAAAUGCUCAGCAGAGCAGAAACGCCACUUCGUAUGGCCUGAGACGUAUAGGGGAGAUGCAAAAAAUGAAGAAAGACAAAUCUGUGCAAAUUGUGAAAAGCGAAAAAUUCGUCAACAAAACGAUUCCCAUCAAGAAAACCAAAGCGGGGAUGAGCGCCACCAGGAGCCACGUCAUAUUCUUAGAUGACCAGCCGCUUCAGGGCGAGGUGCAGGAGGAGGAGGAGAAGAAGAAGCAGAAGAAGAAACAGAAGAAGAAACAGAAGAAGAAGGAAAAGAAGACGACCAAAAUGGAAGGGGAAAAACCCAGCGAACGGUCGGAGCCCGCGGAGAAGGCACGCACAAACGGUGCUAAGCGGGACAUUGAUGGGGAAGGCAACAGGGGGAAUGCUGCCCAUGCUGAGACAGGCGAUGGCGCGCAAAGUGGCGAAGAAAAGGAGGAGGCCGCGGAGGAAAAGGCCCUGGAUUGGCUGAAAAAAAUCUCCAAAAAGGAGGAAAGCGACAAAAAUGAUAGAAAUGAUAGGAGUGAUCGAAAUGAUCCAAAUGAUCCAAAUGAACGGAAGGACAAAACUAACCAGAACGGUCAGGGUGCGCAAAGGAACCGCCUGUUCGAGGACGAAAUGAGCACAGCGAGCACUCAGUCGUGCGACGAAAAGGAAGGGAAGAAAAAAGCGGACAAUGACGUGGAGGAGGACGAUUGUGAAAAUAUGAACACCGGGAAAAUUAUCAUCUUUAACAUGCCCCCCGUAAACGAACAGGACGUAAAGAGCCUGUGUGAACGGUUUGGCCCCGUCGUCGAUGUGAAGGUCUUUAAGAACGUAAAAAAAGGAGCAGCAGUCCUAAAUUUGAAUGAAAAAAAAAACAACAAAUCGAGUGACGAUUUUUUUAUAAAACUGCUGAAGGAAAACCACGACUCCUUUGCAAACGAAAAGGAGAGAGAAAAGCAAAAGAAAAAAAAAAAAAAAAACUCGGAUGAAGCUGACAGCGGUGUGGUGAAAAGGGAGGACAAACAGAUAGGCGAUGGGGAGGCCUCCGAUUGGAAAAAUAAAAAUGGAAGCAACAGAAACGAAUCUAUCCUCAACAGCGACCUUACAAAUGUAAAGGUAUACGCCUUCGUCAAUUUUAUGUUCCCCAGCGCUUGUGAGCGAGCCAAGAAUAUCUUAAACAAUGCCAUUUUUAGGGGCAAAGUGUUAAGCGUGAAAUAUGCCAAGGACAAAUGUGGAGACUACGAAUAUACAGAGAAAGGAAAAAAUAAUGUGUUCAUUAAAUUGUCUCAUGAUUCGAAAACGUCGUAUAAGAAAAUAUUGGAAAUUCAAAAGAAGAGGAACUGCCAAAAUGAAAACAUCUGGAACCUUCUCUACACGGACAUCAACUCGAGCAUCCACAGCUUCUGCAAGGAAAAUAAAUGCAGCCCCCAGUCCAUACUAAACAUAAGGGACCGGAACAUUGCCGUUAAUGUUUCGCUCACCGAAACGUACAUAAUUAACAAAAUGAAGGAGUGGAUAAGGAAGGAGGGCAUUUACUUGGAGGCGUUCGAGCAGAUAUAUAAGAAGCGGAGCGAGGGGGAAGAGCCCAGCGGAAAAGAGGGCGGAGAGCCGAGUGGAAAACCGAGUGCAGAAACGGACGGAAAAGCGGGCGGAGAACCGAGUGCAAAUCAGAAUGGAGAAACCAGCGGAGAAGGCCCCCCCGGGGAGGAGCCCAGCCGCGCCAACCACGUCGUCAAGUACAAACGCAGUGAUGACACCAUAAUAGUAAAAAAUUUGUCCGUUCAGACAAACCAAAAGGAAGUAAUAAGCCUCUUCAAGAAGUUUGGCGUUUUGAGCAAAGUUAGUUUUUCCCCCUAUAACAAUAUAGCCAUACUGCAGUUCGAGAAGGCGGAAAACGCCAAGAAGGCCUUCAUAUCGAAUUCGUACAUACGGUAUAAGAAGCUGCCCCUCUAUUUGGAGUGGGCCCCCAUGAACCUGUUCGAGAGGAAGGGAGACCAGGAUGGCAGGGGAAGCGGGGGAAGCGGGGGAAGCGGGGGAAGCGGUGAAAGCGGCGGAAUAGGUGGAAGCAGUGGAAGCCGCGGAAGCGGUAGCAAGGGGGAGACGAACGAGGGAGACACACCCGCCAACGAAGCAGUCAAAAAAUCCGAACAGGGAGCGGCCCCGAAGGAGGAGCAACACCACAGCGAAAGCGAGUCCAGUGAUGAAGAAAUUACGCACGCCAGCAUCUACAUCAAAAACCUGAACUUCAAUACCAAGGAAGAGGACCUAAAAAAGUUGUUCGAAAAAUUGGACGGAUUUAUAACCUGCAAUAUUGUGAAGAGUAAGAAGGCCAUAUCGAAGAAGAAUCUCGAAAAGGGAAAAGCGCCAGAACAGAAACUGAUGUCUCAGGGAUACGGUUUUGUCGAAUUUAAAAGCAAAGAGUUAGCUGUUGAGGCCAUCAAAAAGUUGACAGCAACAACUCUGGAUGGCCACGUGCUGGAGCUGAGUCUUUCUCGCAACAGAGUUAAAAAAAAAAAAAAUAAAAAUAAUGAAGAAAAAGAGGUAGUUAAGGAAAAAAAAAAAAUUACCAAAAAGCUGCUAGUAAAAAAUUUAGCCUUUCAAGUGACGAAAGAAGAAUUAAGAAAAUUAUUUUCUGCAUUUGGAAAUAUUAAAAGUGUCAGAAUUCCCAAAAAUGCAUAUAACAGAAGCAGAGGAUAUGCAUUUGUUGAGUUUAUGUCAAAAAAUGAAUGCCUCACAGCGAUUGAGUCACUACAGCAUACCCAUUUGUAUGGAAGACACCUCAUCAUCGAUUUUGCCGAUGAUUUUAUUUUUGAAAACAAUGUGAACGAAUUUGACAAACUGAAAGAGGGGGGGGUUAACAACAAUCAUGAGAGUAAGAAGCAAAAGUGCAUCACGUCGGAACAAGCCAAGAGAAAAGCCACCUAUGAGAAGGAGAAAAGAAACCAAGUCACUGAAUCGAAAAAAAGGAAACUGAUGAAUGAUAUGCAGAAUAUUUGAUACGCCAUUUUGGGGGGUAAUUCCCAAAUGGGCAACAGUCUCUUCCUGCGUAAAUGUUGACAAGCAGGUUAGUACGCUUAUAUGGAUAUGUGUCCGCUCCAGUGGAAAAAAUGUCCCAAUUAGGAGGGAAAAAAAAGAAGAAGAAAAAGAAGAAGAAGACGUUCCCCCAUUUUAACUUGCAACGGAAAGGUGAAGAACACAAGGUGGGGUCUACGCCGCCAUGCUGGAAACGCCUCUUUGCAACAGUUGGGAGAUCUCCAAAGUGAUGUGAAAAUUGCGUAUCAUCCGCUCUUUUUGGACACACGUCCAGAUUAUACACCCCUUUUUGUGCACACGUGCAGAUAUACACAUGUCAGUCCCCUGUGUGUAGGUGCUGUGGAGGGCGUGCCUCACCCGUUUCGUGCGUAGGUGCAAUUCUAUGGAGUAGCUGACCACCAUUUUGCCGUGCAUACUCCGCCCUUUUUAACAUUUACCGUUACCUGCGUAACUUCCCUUGCGCAGAUUUUUGCAGCAUAACAAAUUUGCUGUCCCAUUUGAUCUAUUUUUGCACUUUUUAAUUUUUUCCCAAGUGAAAAAAAAAGAAAACAUUUGAACUUAACGUAGUAGUAUAAAAUGACAAAUUUGUUUAUUACGCUAAAAAUGGUGAGCACACGUUCGGGCUACCUUUUAAAAUUUG